AUGGGGGGUCGAAAGAAUUCCUUGACCCCUGAUGAGAAAGCUCUGCAGGAUCAGUCGAAUUUCCUGCCUCAGAAGCAGCUCGUUUUCUGCUUGGCGAUCGUAGCGCUGGGCCAGCUGAUUUCUUAUAUGGACCAGAAUGGUAUCUCCACUGCGCUGCCCACCAUCGCGGCCGAUCUGGACGCACGCGACACGAUUUCCUGGGCUGGGACCACUUCCUUGCUGGCCAACACCGCCUUCCAGAUGCUCUACGGUCGGCUCUCGGAUAUCUUUGGUCGCAAGGCAAUCUUCAUCUCGGCGAUUCUGUUGCUGGCCCUGGGAGACCUCGUGUGUAGCCUCAGCACCAAUGCCGCCAUGUUCUACGUCUUUCGUGGCGUUGCCGGUAUAGGCAGUGGUGGCAUCACGAACCUCGCGAUGAUUAUCACGUCGGAUAUCGUCAGUCUGGAGCAGAGAGGGAAGUAUCAGGGAAUCGUGGGAAGCAUGAUCGGACUGGGAAGUGUCACGGGCCCUUUCCUUGCGUCUGCCUUUGUGGAGCGCGCGACGUGGAGAGCGUUUUUCUGGAUGCUCGCCCCUUCGGGGGUCUUGGUCGCCCUAGCGGCUUUCUUCUUCUUGCCUUCCAAGCCGCCAGUGACUUCGUUCAAGGAGGGCAUGAAGAAGGUCGACUAUCUGGGUGUUUUGACUUCUUCUGUUGGAACCAUCUUCUUGCUGAUUCCCAUCUCCGGUGGCGGGGCUUACUUUCCAUGGGACUCGCCCAUGGUCAUCAGUAUGCUUGCCAUAGGCGGCGUAUUUAUGAUUCUGUUCGUCGUGGUCGAAUGGAAAUUCGCUAAAAUUCCCAUGAUGCCAGUGGGUGUAUACCGUAAUCCGACCAUCGUGAUCUUGCUAGCCCAAUGCUUCAUCCUGGGUGCUGUGUACCAGUCAACGGUGUACUAUAUCCCACUAUACCUUCAGAACGCCCACCAGUUUUCCUCGAUCGUAUCCGCGGCCCUAUUUGCGUCUCUGGCAGGUAUCCAAGCGCUCGUUUCCACACUCUCUGGUCUUUUCAUCACGCAUUUCAAGCGCUACGGCAUCGUGAUUCAGUUUGGCUUUGGAACGUGGACUCUUGGCUGUGGCCUGGCCCUGAUCUUCAAGAAAAACACCAACCCCGGAAUCGUCGUGGUGCCCCUCCUCAUCAUGGGCAUAGGAAUAGGAUGCGUAUUCCAGCCCAUCCUAGUCGCUCUCCAAGCGCAUUCAAGCAAGGCCCGACGCGCGGUGAUCAUCUCGAUUCGGAACUUCAACCGGAGCGCAGGCGGUGCUUGCGGAUUGGCAGUCUCAGCUGCAGUGCUGCAAGCCCGGCUGAAAUCGACGCUCCCGCUGGACUACAAGUACCUGGCUGACUCGACGUAUGCGCUGCCCGAUUUCAGGGGCGGGGUUCCGAAUGGGGUCCUGGAUGCGUAUAUGGCUGCGAGCCAUCUCGUGUUCAUCGUCCAGGUGCCUUUGAUGGGGGUGUGCUUUUUGGGCUCUCUGCUGAUGAAGGAUCGUGGGUUAGUUCGAAAGGAGGAUCAGGAGGCUGAUGCGCAGGCACAGCAAGGUGGGCAGGUCACCGGUCCUGAAGUUGCGGGUUCUUCUGAACCAAAGACAGGCUCAUGA
Molecule: messenger RNA, 1623 nt
Organism: Penicillium chermesinum
Lineage: Eukaryota; Fungi; Ascomycota; Eurotiomycetes; Eurotiales; Aspergillaceae
Product: MFS transporter
Exons: 3
Coding region: 1-1623 (540 amino acids)
Biological process (GO): transmembrane transport
Molecular function (GO): transmembrane transporter activity
Source: RefSeq, a predicted model, not a curated record